AUGUCUGAUCCCGAUAAGGGCCUUUGGAAUCCGGCAUUUAUGACCAGCGCUCAACAGCAACAGCUGCAGUUGCAACAGGCUGCUGCUGCUGCUGCUGCCACGAAUAACGGAACAACAAAUCACGGGUUCAGAAACCCCUGGCACGACGCGGGGGCUUCAAAACGCAAUUCCCUGGUCUUUUCACAUCAACAGCAACUUCCAACGACUUAUGAGGAGGAACUCAUUAGCAGAGCUCGAAGGCGGAACUCGAGCCUGGUGGUGCCACCUCCAAGAGCGGCAGGUCCGGCUCCUGAUGCGUAUCCACCUUCUCAUCAUGCGUUUCUCCCAUUCCAAGGAUACCCUAACUAUGCGCAAGAAAUGCACCGCCGUCAGUCAGUUGCAGUGGCGCCCCAGCAUGCUUUCGCACUCCCUCCCACCACUGCAAAUACCGCAGCUGCAGCUGCAGCCGCCGCUGCGGCUGCUUCAGCUUUGCCAGAGUCUCAGUUUCAUGCGCCGAUGUCCCCCUUCCAUCGAAAACUAAGCUCAUACAACACCAGCGGCCACGUACCACUACCUUUAUCGCCGCCAAUGAAACAGCUGCGAAGACAUCAAGACGACAUAAUUCCGGUUGUGCUGCCACAGACUCACAGGGUUACUUCUAAACACGACCUGCGUCCCACUUCGAAUGCUACACCUAAGUACAGACGAGCGUCGCUCGACUCCAGAACGGUCUCACCACUUGUUGCUCUCACCAAGGCUCUCACCACCACUUACACUCUCUGUUCACCGGAAUUUUCCUAUCAGACCUCGCGAAAUCCGAAACGAGUAUUGACCAAGCCCAGCGAGGGCAAGCAUAAUAAUGGUUUUGACAACAUCAACAGCGACUACAUCUUAUACGUUAACGAUGUUCUUGGCACCGAACAAAAUCGAAAAUAUUUGGUGCUGGACAUUUUGGGUCAAGGCACUUUUGGUCAGGUAGUUAAAUGUCAAAAUAUGUUGACCAAAGAAAUCGCAGCUGUUAAGGUGGUGAAAUCGAAAAGUGAGUAUUUGAAUCAAAGCAUCACUGAGGCAAAAAUUUUGGAGCUACUUAACACCAAGAUCGACCCCAAGGGCGAACACCACUUUUUGCAGAUGCACGAAACAUUUGUUCACAAGAACCAUUUGUGUCUUGUGUUUGAGUUGUUGAGUAGCAAUCUUUAUGAGCUGCUCAAACAAAAUCAGUUCCAUGGUCUUUCUAUGAGUCUUAUCAGGACCUUUGCUCGCCAGUUACUUGACUCUCUGUGUGUGUUGAAAGACAACAAAUUGAUACAUUGCGAUUUGAAGCCAGAAAACAUUUUACUAGUCUCGCUUGACCGACCCGAACUGAAGGUAAUUGAUUUUGGAUCUGCCUGUGAAGAAUCAAGAACCUUAUACACUUACAUUCAGUCGCGGUUUUACAGAGCACCCGAAAUUAUCUUGGGAAUUCCAUAUUCCACGGGCAUUGAUAUGUGGUCCCUAGGUUGCAUCAUUGCAGAAUUAUUUCUUGGCAUACCAAUCUUCCCCGGCUCGUCAGAGUUUAAUCAAAUCACCCGUAUAGUCAACACCCUGGGUUUACCGCCAACUUGGAUGCUGGACAUGGGCAGAAACUCCGGUAAUUUUCUAACCAAGUCAGAGGAUGAUGGAAAGUCCUGGAAUGUCAAGGCUGUAGAGGAAUACAACGCUGACUUCCAUGCAAAUGAAAAUCCCGGAAAGCAGUAUUUCAAAUGGACUAAAUUGGAGGACAUCAUUGAUAACUACCGGUUUUCCAAAAAGUUGCUAGGCUCUCCUUAUUUUAUGGAGAAAGAGAAGCUAGAUCGAAAGUGCUUGACGCAUUUUUUGAAGGGUUUACUGGAUUUGAACCCUCUAGAGAGAUGGACACCUCCUCAAGCGGCCAUGCACCCGUUCAUCACCCAACAACCAUUUACUGGUGAAUGGUACCCGCCCGGUACUGAACCUAGAGCUGCAGGAAAGGUCCCGCAGUCGGAAGAUGUAACCGCCACCUCAGAGAUCGAUAAAUUGAAAAUUGGCCACUGA
Messenger RNA from Lachancea meyersii CBS 8951, 2031 nucleotides. The record is from the annotation of a GenBank genome assembly. Lineage: Eukaryota; Fungi; Ascomycota; Saccharomycetes; Saccharomycetales; Saccharomycetaceae.